CGCAUACAGCACUCGCGAGCGGACGUUGCUCGCUCGCCCUCUCACUGCAUCCUCCAACCCUCACCUGUUGCCUCUCGCCUGUUACCUCGCCUGCUGCCUCGCAUCACGCGUCUCACAUCGUCGUGAGGAUGGACGCGGAGGUGUCGACGUCGCUGGACUUUGAUGGGUUUGUUCACCGGUACUUGAUGCGCAACCGGCCCGUGCGCAUUGAGAUGCCUGAGUUGAACACGUGGCCGGCACUGCAAACGUGGCGAACCCUGGAAGGGCUCGUUGAUCUGGACGGCGUGUGUGCCACAAGCGGCAACUGCACGGCUCCCGUCCUCAACAGCAGCGGUGACAGCAGCGGUGAUGCACCUGCUGCGCACGGCAGUGAAACGAGCACGCAGCAACAGCCCCGGCAUUUCAUGGGCUACCGUGAGAUCAGCGUGAAGUCAUUCUGCAACACUGUGCUGCGGCCAUUACAGCACGUGCACUUGACAGCGGCAGAGGCGUGGAAGGCGCCAUCGCCGCCGAGGCCAUACUUGAAAGACUGGCACUUUCAGCUCAACAACGAGCUUUCGCAAUCGUCGCCGCCAUCAGCAUUGUUGCCUUGCCACACCACCUUCUACAAGCCGCCGUCGUACCUCCUCUACGACUGGCUCAACGCGUACUGUGCCGUGCGGCGCCGCAGUAGCGACGACGACUACCGCUUUGCAUAUCUCGGGCCUGCAGGAUCAUGGACGCCCUUGCACUGCGACGUCCUUGGCUCAUACAGCUGGUCCCUCAACGUGGCUGGCCGCAAGCUCUGGCGCUUCUACCCUCCCUCUGAAACGCCAAAGCUGCUUGCCUGGAUGGACACAGCUGGAACCCCUGACGCACGCAGCCUCGACCACUCUGAUGUGGACUUUGUAGACCUCGAGCAAGGCAGUGGGGAUGUUGUGUUUGUGCCCAGUGGAUGGUAUCACCAGGUGCACAACCUCACCAACACGCUCUCCCUCAACCACAACUGGCUCAACGCGUACAACAUCCACGCCGUCAUACACCUUAUCAAACAAGACUUUGAGGAAGCGAAGAAGGAGCUAGCAGACCUUGCCCACCUGCAAGAGUACCCAGCGCUGUGCCAGGGUUUGCUGCGUGCCAACUGCUCCCUGGAUAUGCUGGACGUGUAUCUGAUGCUGACAUUGGCUGCCGCUGUUGCCGUUGACCGCCUGAUGGCGUGGCAGGAGCGCACACAGCGUAAUGAUGAUGACGAUGAUGAUGACGAUGAUGAUGAUGAUGAUGAUGAUGAUGAUGAUGAUGAUGUCAACUGUGACAGCAGCGACAGCAACAUCAGCGACAGCAACAUCAGCGACAGCAACAUCAGCGACAGCAACAACAGCAACGACAAUGGCAGAAGUGUGGCAUCGCAGGUGCUGUCGUUCCAUCCGGCACUGCAUGACGUGCACAUGCCAUCGUUCGUGCACAUGGAGCUGACAACCAUCCAAUCCGCACUGCGUGCCUUUCUGGUUUAUUGCAAGUAA
Salpingoeca rosetta is the source of this 1499-nucleotide messenger RNA. RefSeq lists its product as uncharacterized. The transcript is spliced from 5 exons. Gene Ontology annotation, molecular function: histone H4R3 demethylase activity; sequence-specific DNA binding. Gene Ontology annotation, biological process: positive regulation of translational termination; protein hydroxylation; negative regulation of gene expression. Gene Ontology annotation, cellular component: nucleus; cytoplasm. The coding region runs from base 129 to 1499 and encodes 456 amino acids. Lineage: Eukaryota; Choanoflagellata; Craspedida; Salpingoecidae. The record is from RefSeq and is a predicted model, not a curated record.